Moneuplotes crassus is the source of this 1727-nucleotide messenger RNA. The record is from the annotation of a GenBank genome assembly. NCBI's taxonomy places the organism in Eukaryota, Ciliophora, Spirotrichea, Euplotida, Euplotidae.
UUGGGAUUUUUGUCUCGAAUGCCAAGUUUUCGAAGCCAGUCGUUUGAAAAUAGAAUGAAGAGGAAAACCAUAAUGAAAGGAAGGAGGAAAGGAUUGUUAGCUUAUGAGCAGCCUGAGGAGAAAUAAGUCCCCUCCUUUACAUAGGCCAAGAGUGUCUAAACUAGUUCGAGAAGCUUUAUCUAAGGCCAGCAGAGACCUCCAUGAAGAAGUGGAUGAGUUCCUCUCAACUAAAGGCAGUGGCUUCAAAGCCAAUUAUCAUAAUAACAAGCAUACCAUUUGGGAGUUUCUAAGCGAUUAUAUUAGUGAUAGGAAAAUGGAUGAUACUGUAGACAGCUUUAUCAAAUCUCGUAAGGGAGAAAAAGAGGUCUUAAACUUAUUAAGCAAUCCUCGCAUUAGUAAGCUGGCUUCAGGCAAUACCAAUGUGAUGAGAGCCUUGGUCAUGCAGAAGUUAAUAAUGCCUCGUAUAAAGAAAUAAAAACCAACCUGCCAGUAAAACAGAUUUCAAUCCAGAUUUUCGGAGAAAUACUGGAGAUGAACUCCAAGACUUCUUAAAAUAACACAAAAGAUUUUAAGAAAUUUAUGAAUAAAGCAAAAAUGAAGCAAAAGAUGUCCUUGUACAGACUAUUCAAGAAACACAAGCAUCGAAAUAAACUCAAGCGCAAGCUUGGACACCAAGGAACUAUCAAGAUUGGAGAUUUUAAGAUUAAGACUCAAGGAAUUGAGGAACCACAGAAUAGUUUACAUAAAAGGAAAAUGACUCAACCUCAAGAAAAUGAAUGGAUGAAAAAGAGAUUUGAGAGGCAAGAGAGCAUAGCAAAUGGUAUCAACCCUAACUUUUGGAGCUCCGAACGCAGAGAUGCACGACUCGGUUCAAUAAAUAGCCCUAGGUAUGAUAAUUUAAACAUUGAGGAUAUUAUGAUGAAAGAUUUGAUGUCUCUCCCAAAAAAACUUAAGAACAAAGUAAAAUCUCAAGAUCAAAGGAAAAAGAUGCAGCCUCCUCUAGAUUCAAAUCCUAUGUUUAAUCAAAUGCGAGAUAAAGUGAAGGAAAUGCAAAAUACUAUUAAAAAUGGCCGUAAAGCUUUUGGGAUUGACAAGAUCCCACAAAAUCUCCGGAUCAGCUUAAAGAAGAAAUCAGUAGGUACAAAACGCAACAUGUAUGGCCGAAAGAAACACUUUAAGUCAGAAUUCAUAGAUAACUUGUCUUCUAUGCUUCUUGAAUCAAGCAGUAGCUCAGAACAAUCUGAAACUACAAGCUACAGAGAAUCUAUUGCUCAACAAUACAAAAGGCGUCACAAUAUUGGCACUAGUUAUCAUGAACUUCCAGAUGAUAUUUUGUCCAACUUCCCUUCAAUGGCGCCGAUAAGAGAAGAGAAAAAGGCUAAAAUACUCCCUAAGCUAGAUAUUAGUAAUCCUGGAGUGAUUAUUGACAGCGAAUCUGACUUUGACAGCCAGAGCUCUAAACAAAGUGAGGCAUCAGAACAGAGGAAGACUUUAUUAUCUCCAUUAACAAAAGUAGUUGCGGGUGUGAAGUCAAAAUCUCCUCAACCGUCACAUAAAACAACCUUCUUUAUUCAUCAAAGCGGGACAAAAGGUUUUAAACGUAAGAGACGCAUAGAUACAAUUAUUAAGAAGACUGAAGCUAAGCGGAUUAAGAGAACCAAAUUCAAAAUUACUAGAAAGUUGGUCCUCUAGCUUAAUCUGAGUCACUAUUACUCCUAAGGCUCAUC